Trematosphaeria pertusa is the source of this 903-nucleotide messenger RNA. RefSeq lists its product as uncharacterized. Gene Ontology annotation, cellular component: RNA polymerase II transcription regulator complex. The transcript has 3 exons. Bases 1 to 903 code for a protein of 300 amino acids. The record is from RefSeq and is a predicted model, not a curated record. NCBI's taxonomy places the organism in Eukaryota, Fungi, Ascomycota, Dothideomycetes, Pleosporales, Trematosphaeriaceae. Gene Ontology annotation, molecular function: DNA-binding transcription activator activity, RNA polymerase II-specific; transcription cis-regulatory region binding.
AUGGACUACUCGUACUUCAGCGCAGCGCCGCAGCCCUACCACUUCAUGGGCAUGCCGCCAAACGGCUUCCCGCACGCCGGAACUGGAGUCGACCCGGAGACAAUUCGCAGCAUUGAACCCUUCGACACCUCGCUGAUCCCCACCUCCUACGAUGCCUUCCCAUUCAAUCCGCCCGCCCUGCCUACACCGGGCUCGCCAGACCCGACCGUAGCACAAACGCCCAUGCCCGUCGGCAGCGUCGACAGCGGAAUCGGCGGAGAAGUAGAGGACAGCCGGGCCAGCCGGACACGGAGUAGCUCAGAGGAGAAGGAGGCCGGGCUGACGCCGGCCCAGAGCAGGCGGAAGGCGCAGAACCGGGCAGCCCAGCGCGCCUUCCGCGAGCGCAAAGAGCGCCACGUGAAGGAGCUCGAGGCGAAGCUCUCCGCCCUCGAGUCCAGCACGCACUCCCUACAGUCCGACAACGAGCGCCUGAAGCUGCAGCUGCAGCGCGUCCGCACCGAGAACGAGAUCCUGCGCGCCACCAGCGGCCACUCGCCCACCUCCUCGCGCCCCGUCUCCGCCACCUACCCCUCGCCCGGCGCACACCUCCCCGACGACGAGGCCGACGACGCCUCCUACAACGUGCAGUCGCUGCCCAACGGCAGCGUGGUAAACAGCGCCGACAAGGAGCACGCCGCGUCUCGCCGGAAGACCACCAAGGCGCGCGAGAUUCCCGCCGCCCAGACCUGGGACCUCAUCCAGUCGCAUCCCCUGGUCAAGCAGGGCCUCGUCGACAUCGCCGACGUGUGCGAACGCCUGAAGGGCGCGGCGAAGUGCGACGGGCAUGGGCCCGUGUUUGAAGAGAGCACAGUGUGGGCGGCGAUUGAGAGUUCGCGGAGAAGCGGCGGCGACGAGCUGAUUUAA